Molecule: messenger RNA, 820 nt
Organism: Cololabis saira (Pacific saury)
Lineage: Eukaryota; Metazoa; Chordata; Actinopteri; Beloniformes; Belonidae
Gene: map3k7cl
Product: map3k7 C-terminal like
Exons: 5
Coding region: 149-814 (221 amino acids)
Cellular component (GO): nucleus; cytosol
Source: RefSeq, a predicted model, not a curated record
UCCGAGCCCUUUAAUUGGCCCCGGGCCGCCGCAGGGGGGCCGCCGCCGGGGGGGCCGCUGCAGGGGGGCCUCGGGUGCCUCCAUUGGCCGCCUGCGUUGCGCCCCUGCGUUCCUCCUCGACGCGUGGCCGCUGCUGCCCGCGGAUUACAUGCACAUCCCCGCGCAAACUCCGGCUGCUGGAGGUUUUGAUCACGGCCAGAGGAGACAGAGAGAAUACACAGUCAUCAGGAUAAAAGUGGCCCCCAGUCCGGAUCUGAGGACCGUGGAGGUCGGAAUCGGAUUGUUGCAGCGGCUGCAGAGAGGAGAUCUGCUGAAAGGACCAAGGACUUUUCUGCUCCAACCUGAACUUUCCUGUCUGGGAUUCGAGCUUCUGCAGGAAUCAAUGAUCACCUCAUCCAGAAGAGUUUCUCCUGAUAAAUCUGAAGUUAGAAUCACCUUCAGCCUCGACGAUAAAUCAGAUGGAAAGGAUGUAGACGACCAUUCGCGAAGCCUCCCGGACCUCGAGCAACGGCUGCAGCCCGUCCCUCCCUGCGUGUCCCUCAGGGAAAGCGUCCACGUCUACAAGCAGCACUGCAGGAUGGCCCGGGAGUUCCACCAGGUCAAACACGACAUGGCCGUCCUGGAGGACCGCAAGCGUAAGCUGCUGGCCGACCUGGUGGAGGACGAGAACGUUGCCGUGGAGAUCGCCCGGCUGGAGGACGAGUUCCGGCGGCUGACGGAGGAGAACCGCACCCUGGUGACGCUGCACCGGGAACGCACUCAGCAGCUGGAGCGGCUCUGCCCGGCCGGCCGGAGGAGGCAGGACUCCUGGUGACCUCUG